Molecule: messenger RNA, 786 nt
Organism: Vanessa tameamea
Lineage: Eukaryota; Metazoa; Arthropoda; Insecta; Lepidoptera; Nymphalidae
Gene: NPF2
Product: pro-neuropeptide Y-like
Exons: 3
Coding region: 90-371 (93 amino acids)
Cellular component (GO): extracellular region
Molecular function (GO): hormone activity
Source: RefSeq, a predicted model, not a curated record
CGCUUCACUCUUAGUUCAGUUAUCGUAGACAUAACUCCGCGAAAACCAUUAAAAAGUUAAUUAACAAGUUCCCUUUGAAUACAGCAAAGAUGCGCGCCCUCCUGUCCGCCAUUUUGCUGCUGUCGGCCAUCUUGUUGUGCGCGUCGCAGGCUCAGUAUCCGCGACCACGUCGUCCCGAACGAUUUGAUACCGCAGAACAAAUCUCCAACUAUUUAAAGGAGUUACAGGAAUAUUAUUCUGUUCAUGGUAGAGGACGGUACGGAAAAAGACAAAUGCAUAUAGCCGAUGCAUCUGUGAUCUUCAGAGAAAUGCCAUUCUUCGAAAACAAUUUGAACGACGACGCCAUGUUUAAAAACCUCGGAUACAAGUAAAAUUACAACAUUUCCCGCCAAUGACUAUCAAACAACGACCCAGACGGUCAUAAUGUUAUUUUAUCUGUGACUUCAAAAAUUACCAUUGAAAUGUAAAUAUUUAUUUGAAUCCUAUAAUUAGAAAAAUAAUAAAUUAGCCAAAAAUAUGCCAAAUUAUAAAAUAAGCUUCUAACCAUUCAUUUUCAAUUGUCUUUUAUUAUUUUAUCUGUUUAAAUAAAAAUUCAACGAUCUAGUCAAACGAAUGUAUAUCCGUCUAUAUUCUAGUCAAUUAUCGUUCCUUUUUAAUUAAAUCCUAGUAAUAUUUUCAGGCUGGGUGAAAAUUAUUAUUAGGAUUUUAACACUUGACUGUUUAAAUAUUAAUUUUAUGUUUAUUAUGACGUUAAUGGUGUAGUUAAUAAAGCAUUAUAACCUAAAA